This is a messenger RNA of Lotus japonicus, 710 nucleotides long. Its product is annotated as glutamate receptor 2.1-like. The record is from RefSeq and is a predicted model, not a curated record. NCBI's taxonomy places the organism in Eukaryota, Viridiplantae, Streptophyta, Magnoliopsida, Fabales, Fabaceae. Bases 39 to 710 code for a protein of 223 amino acids. The transcript has 2 exons.
UUUUAGCUACCUAGCUAGCUAGAGCUUCAUGUUCCAAGAUGGUUAAGAAUAAUUUUAUUAAAUUUGUUUACUCUCUGAUAAUCUUUUAUUCUUGGUCUCUAAGUUUCAUGAUCAUGGGCAUGGCACAAAGAAACGAGACAGUGAUGGUGAAAGUGGGAGGUGUUAUUGAUCUUACUGGAAUGGUUGGGAAGAUGGGGUUGAGUUGCAUCAACAUGUCCCUUUCAGAUUUCUAUCUUUCUCAUCCUCAUUACAACACUAGGAUCCAAUUCAGCUUCAGGGAUUCUCAUGGAGACGUUGUUACUGCUGCUGCACAAGCUUUGGAACUCAUACAAAAUGAGCAAGUGCAAGCUAUCCUUGGUCCUGUAACAACAAUGGAGGCAAAUUUCAUGAUCCAUUUAGGAGACAAAGCUCACGUGCCUAUCAUAACCUUUUCAGCAACAAGCCCCUCUUUAUCAAUGCUCAAAAGUCCUUAUUUUUUCCAAAUUGCACACAAUGAUUUAGCUCAAGUGAAUGCCAUAACCUCCAUGGUUCAAGCUUUUGGUUGGAAACAAGUGGUGCCCAUUUAUGUUGACAACAGCUUUGGUGAAGGACUCAUCCCUUCCUUAACCAUUUCUCUGCAACAAGCCUAUAUCAGAGUGUUGGGAAAUAAUCUGUUGGGGAGAUGCUGCAACUCUUGGAUUGAUGAAGAUGUUGAUGACGGAAGCACUUGA